Messenger RNA from Drosophila novamexicana, 534 nucleotides. RefSeq names its product mucin-7. The record is from RefSeq and is a predicted model, not a curated record. NCBI's taxonomy places the organism in Eukaryota, Metazoa, Arthropoda, Insecta, Diptera, Drosophilidae. The transcript has a single exon. Bases 1 to 534 code for a protein of 177 amino acids.
AUGGCUUUCAAGUUUACCAGCUCUGUGCUUAUCCUGGCUGCUAUUGCAGCUGUGACUGUGGCGGAGCCGGCGCGUCUGCGCAGUCGCUCAUCGCGUUUCCAGCUGGCUCGCCAGGAGGCGGCGCCGCCAGCACCCGUCGAUCCAGCACUGGACCUUGCGCCAACGCCCGCUUCGGCGCCUUACCCAGCUGCUGGUGUUACGCCAGCCAUAGCUUUCGACCUGCCCACCGAGACGGAGACCGAGGCACAGCCAGAUCUGACUUAUGGCCCGCCGGACAACACAUACGGCCCACCUGCCGAGCCUGACAACACCUAUGGUCCACCCGCCGAGCCGGAUAAUACCUAUGGUCCACCCGCUGAUGCUGCAGCGGAUCAGGAUCUGGCACCAAUCGACGCCGAUCCAGCAUCUGAGCCUAUUCCCGCUAGCCUGAUUCUGGCACGCAGCGGCCGCCUGCGCAGCCGCCGUCCGGUGCCAGAGAAACUGCGCGCCGCUCAGAUCAUACGCUCCAAGCCAAUCCUAGUCUAUACCAUCUAA